AUGAGUACCAGUCCAGAAACACCAAGUAACUAUCGUCUCGCCUGCCCACUUGUGCCAUUCCCCUCCACGUCUACCUCCAUCCCCAAAGCCUGUCUGAGCGGAGAAGUUAACCUGAGCCACCUUCGUUUUCACAUCAGAACCAAACACUUGUGCGACUGCCAACAAGACUGCGAGAGGGCUAUGCACUUCCCACCCGAUACCAUCGACUAUAUCCUUGAUAUACGGAAGAAGGACGGACAGUUGGAUGGUCCGGUGUGGACUGAGAUGCAUCGACGUGCUUAUCCAGAUGCUGUCCAAGUGCCUGCGCCGUUCCUCCCCACCGUUGUACAGGCUCUCGCAGUCGCCCGUAGCCCUACCCCGUACUUCAUACAGAGGUCAGUUCUUGCUUUUGCUAGCCAGGGCAACCUGGGCCAGCAGCAAGCGACUCGGGACCUGCGUACCGUUCUUAACUACCUGCCUGUCUUUUUCGACGUUCUCAGUAGGGAUGGCCACUUCCCCAAUGCCCAGCCAAGUUCUUCUUCACCCCUCAGUGACGAAGCUGCAUCACACUCCGCAAGACCUGCUGCAGACAACGUUUCUCUCCAAACCCUGACACUCGAAGCUGGCAACUCGGCCACCAGUAUACACAUGCUUGACGAGCAGGGGAUGGGCUUGGGGGAGUACCUUAACCACUUCGACAUGGAAUGGGCCAAUCACUUUGGUAACCUUAGUUAG
Molecule: messenger RNA, 714 nt
Organism: Fusarium sp. VM40
Lineage: Eukaryota; Fungi; Ascomycota; Sordariomycetes; Hypocreales; Nectriaceae
Source: the annotation of a GenBank genome assembly